Diachasma alloeum is the source of this 6852-nucleotide messenger RNA. It is a transcript of the gene Pi4KIIIalpha, whose product is annotated as phosphatidylinositol 4-kinase alpha. The record is from RefSeq and is a predicted model, not a curated record. Gene Ontology annotation, biological process: phosphatidylinositol-mediated signaling; phosphatidylinositol phosphate biosynthetic process. Gene Ontology annotation, cellular component: cytoplasm; plasma membrane. NCBI's taxonomy places the organism in Eukaryota, Metazoa, Arthropoda, Insecta, Hymenoptera, Braconidae. The coding region runs from base 162 to 6479 and encodes 2105 amino acids. Gene Ontology annotation, molecular function: 1-phosphatidylinositol 4-kinase activity. The transcript is spliced from 5 exons.
UGUAUGUGCAUGUUGGUCUAUACAAAUCUCUCAUCGCUAAAAAAAAAUGAUUUAGCAAUAAUUCAAGUGAUAUUAUCUCACAGCUCCCGUAGUCAAUCAGUGUUUCCAUAAAAAUCUAGGAAAAGUAAUUGCAUAUUGUAAAUAAUCAUUGUCGAUGAAAAAUGGCUGCAGACGAAAAAGUAUUCUUCACAAAAACAGUGCAACAUUUGGCAAGAUCAUUGGCAGGAAUAAAACCUACACCAUGGGAAAAGGUGAAUCGACUGUUCAAACUGUGUCCCCAGGAGUCAGGUCAAGGUGUUUUUCGUAUCGAUCAACGAGGCCAGGAUGCGAUAAUAGCUCUUGGAAUCUACUUCCUGGAAUCUGACUUACAACACCGAGACAAAAUUCUCCCCUAUUUACUGCGUCUUCUUCGAGGACUACCAAAAGUCGUAUGGUUGGAUGAAAUAAGAGUGAUAUCUGUAGAGAGAAUCCCAGUGGCUGAACGAUUCAGUUUCUGUCUGAAUACACUUCUGAGUGACGUAGCAGCACGAGGUGAAUCAGCCAGUGAAGAGAUUAUAGCUACCCAGGUUGAAAUCCUCUCCGUCAUCACAAAUUUAAUCAGAGGUUGCAAAGAACAGAACGGAGCACGUGGACUCCAGGCGAAAUUAACUCUGUGCAAAUGUGUAGUACCAGUUUUAUUCGGUCUAGCACGUUCUAUGGGACGAUUUGCGACUGUGGAUCCACCACUGCUCUGUAGAAUUUUUCCUCAGCCAGAACCACCCGUGAAGAACAAUUACGAGGCAUCACCAAACAAAAGACACAGAAGUUUCUCAAACUUUCGUCCGAUAAUUCCACGGUCACUGAGUGGAAACUUGAAUCCCCAUUCAUCCAUCGAUAGUACUCAAUCAGCAUCAACGGCAGGGGAAGAUUAUGCCCCCAUCAAAAGACCAUCUUUACACUCUUAUCUAUCGGUUCCUUACGACCCAUCCACGUAUUUCUUCACUCGAUAUGGAUCGUGCUUCAAUCAAUUUCCGCAGAUGAGAUGCAACGAGAGCCCUGAGAGGAGAACGGGAUUGCUGUUCAGUAUUGUUCAUCUCCAAAGUGUACUGGCUCUUGCUAAAAAACUACUGACUAAAGAUACGUUGGCCUUCCUUGAUGAUGAAGCACAGCAGAUUUACUUUUCUGGCCAGAUACAGAUAUUCCCUUACAGAUCAUUCAGUGAGACGAUGAAUUUAGUCAUGGUGGCUCUCUUGAGGGAAUUACUCCAGAAUCAACGGGAUUUACCAGCUCCAUUUACACGAGAUGUUCAAGAAUUCGUUAAAGGAUUAUUUCUCUCUGGACAGACUGAAUUGCAGUCACGCCAGCACGAUGCCAGUGAACGGGAGGAUGCUGAUACCAAUUUCAGAACUGUCAAUCGAUUCAAAGUCAAUGUCAUGGCUAAUUCUGCUUGUGUGGAUCUCCUAGUCUGGGCAAUUGGUGAUGAAACAGGUGCUGAUAGUCUUUGCAGUCGUCUGACAGAGAAGAUAAAUUCAAAUCAUGGACCAAAGCUAGUUUUAGCGCACAUGCCACUCCUGAUGGUAUGCUUGGAGGGCCUAGGCAAACUUGCCCAAAAAUUUCCCAAUAUCGCAAUAACAUCAAAAUACAAUUUGCGAGAUUUCUUGAUGAACCCAUCGCCAAUUCUCGUAAAACUUCAUCGACAAUUCAGUGACAAAGUCGUAAAGGACCCACAAUUUCAUACGACAGCAAUUCAGGGAAAAGAUGUCACUGAUUCUCACCGUUCAGUUUCGUCGUCUCAAGCAGCAUUCGAGAAGCUUCGAGAUGCUGCAAUUGGUAAUCUCUGCAUUGCCCUGGAGGCAGCACAGCCGGUUUAUCCAAACUGUGUACCUGCUUUAGUCAGUAGUGCAUCAACGCGUAUGUGCAGUCUGGAGAAGAGUGACAAUACCGAAAAAUUGGCUAAUCAAUUAGUAGCUGAGAAUAUUAUGAUAAUGCUGGGUCAUGUUGCUGUUGCACUCAGAGAUACACCCAAAACCACAAGCAGUAUUUUACAGUUUUUCGAGCAGUGCUUCUGCAGAGAUCCUAGCGCUCUAGACAGUCUGAUUGUCGAUCAAUUGGGCUGCAUGAUAAUAGCUAAAUGUGAAGCACGUGGUGAAAUAAUGCAGAUGUUUUCAAUCUCUCUGGAGUCGAGUUGUGUUGCCUAUUCAACAAAUGCUGAUAGAAAACAAUACAGACACGUAACUGGUGCUGUCACAAAUGCCUUGGCUAAUAUUGCAGCCAACCUUCAGGGUGAAGCCGAGCUUGAUAAGCUUCUCCUGAGACUCCUUCAACUCUUUGUGUCAAUGGGUCUCGAAGGAAAACGUCAGACUGAGAAGAUAGCGACUAAUAAUACGACAUCAACGACAUCAACUAUGACAAAAGUCUCGAGUGUCGCUGGAAAUCUUGGAGCUUUGAUUCCUGUAAUAGCUAUAUUGGUCAGGAGAUUGCCACCAAUCAGACAUCCUAGCACCAGAGUACUGAAAUUAUUCAAGGACUUCUGGUUGUACUGUGUUGUUUUCGGUUUUGUCCCAGUGGAACCUCAUUCUGCGAGACUAUGGCCAGAAGAAUGGUAUGAGGGAGUCAAGGAAAUAGCUAUCAAAUCCCCAUACUUAAUAGCCCAAACUAACGCCAAAUUAGAAAUGCGAGAACUCCAAUACACUUCAGCAGUUCGAAAUGAGAGUGUCUCAUUAAGUGAGCUUCAAGAGCUCCGGAAUCAAAUACUGAAGAUGAGUAUCAGAUCCUCAGACAUUGCUGCAUAUGUCACCAAAAUGCAGUUUGCACAAAUAACUUAUUUGCUGUCGGUUUACUGGGUGGAGACACUUCGUGUUGCCAACAGUUCUGAACCGAGUUUAGAGCCAAUAAUGGAAUAUCUCAGUGAUUCUGAUCUACAGAAGGAUAAAAGCGGUAUGUGGCAGUGUAUUUGCAGUGUUGGAGAUUCUGUAUUCGCUAAAUUUAAGGAUGUUAUGCAAAGAAAGCCAAAGGACGAAAAGCGUGAGCGGGAGCUUGAGAAUCAUACCCAGUUCCUACUAGUCAAUUUCAAUCACGUGCAUAAGCAGAUAAGGCGUGUUGCUGAUAAAUAUUUGAGUGCCCUUGUUGAUGCAUUCCCCCACUUGUUAUGGAACUGCAGAGUUUUAUGGAGUAUGCUAGAUAUACUCCAGGUUUUGGCGUUUUCCCUUCAAUUAGACCCCAAUGAAGAGAGUCCAUCGCUCAGAAUUCCAGGCACUCCAUACACCAUUCAUCUGAUGGAUUCUUUGGAAGCCAGGGAGAUCAUUGUUAAAGAUUUUGCUGCAAGAUGUAAAGGAAUUGUUCAAGAGGCAAUGAAAUGGGCACCUCAUGCCACUAGAUCCCAUCUCCAAGAGUAUAUCAAUCAAAUUCCAUCCUCGGGAAUGUGGCAUCACGCAGGACUAGCUCUAGCUACAGAUUCAGUAUUAGAGUUCGUUGAUUUAGCAGCCCCAGCCACUGGACCCAUAAACACUAAUUCGUUGGAUAAGCGACCGAGGGGAACGAAAGGUGCCAGUUCGUGGCUGCUCUCCAUGAUGUCGAGAAGAUCGUGGUACGCUGGAGAGGUGACAGGGAUGCUGGCUCUGGCUCACGCAGAAACACCCCUAGAGGAUCAGUCCUUUGACGAGGGUCAGAAAAUAGUGAUUGAUCGGGUGAUUGGAGCUGUGGAGCAUGCUUGUCACAGUCAGAACGACAAACUCCAUCAGGCUUCAUUGUGGCGUGCAACAGCUCUCCUCAUUUCAAUUCCAGGAGUUCAUAGAAGACUUCUUCAUACUGUCGCUGGAUCCCAGAUUAAAUUAUUCACCCACACCGCAAUGUUAACGGCUGUUGAAUGCUGGCAGUGGAUUUUAACUGCUCGUCCUGAUCUGAAGCUUCGUUUUCUCCAAGAGAUGCUGGGUGCUUGGCAGCACACUGUGGAUAAAAAUAUGGGACUAUUCUCACUGCAAUCCGAGGAAGUUAGUCCUCUUGCUGUGUAUGAAGGCUGUGAGCUUGAUCCCAAUCCACCUUAUGUGAAACCCCAUGAAAUAUGGGUGACGUUUAUCGUUGAAUUAAUUGAAACUGCCAAGUACUGCUGUCAGGAGACCGUAGAGAUGAUUGCAAUACUAUUACACCGCUCAUUACCAAUGACUGUUGGAGCUAGUGGAGAAGAGCCUAUUCUCAACAGACACGUGGCUGCUGUUGGAGCGCGUUUCAAGCUACUCUCUUGUGGUCUCCUUCUCUUGCAGGGUGACACUUUACCAAAAUCAUUGAGUAAAAAUGUUCUACGUGAGAGGGUAUACUGCAACUGUUUGGAUUACUUCUGUCGUGAGAGGCAAACACCAACUCAAGAGCCUGAUCAACUGAGGGAGGAUAUUGUGACAUUGAUGAGAUUCUGGCAAGUGAUGCACAGUGAUAAAAAGUACCUGAUGAUGACUGGUGAGGGAGAUUUUGAGAUGUUGAUAGAGCAUCAGACCAAUUUGACAGCCAAUGACUCAGCAUCGACUAUGAAUUCACUGGGUCCUUCCUCGAAGGAUACUAUGAGACAGCCAGCCACUGUUUGGAUUAAUACUGUACCACUUUCUACAAGUAGCAGUGCACUUGGAAAGCGGAGCAAUCGAAGUAAGCGAAUGAUGCAUGGUAAUGUCUUCGUCAAGGAUUACAUUAAGAAGAGGAAUUUAAUUUUGGAGCUGUUAGCUGUGGAGAUUGAACUUCUACUGGUCUGGCAUAAUCCUGGAGGUAGGCAGGAGCUGCAAGUGCCUGGUGAGGCAUCCAUAGCCGAAUGGAGAGCCAAGUCCAUGAAUGAACGAUGGAGAGACUACACUAGAUUGGCUUGGGAUAUCAGUCCAAUUCUAGCAGUAUUUCUACCGGUUCGUCUGAAAAAUUCUGAUACGAUUAUCCGAGAAGUUUGUAGAUUAGUGAGAUUGAAGCCAAUACCAGUAAUGCACGUGCCUGAAGCUCUUCAAUACCUCGUGACGACUGAUUCACUGUUGAAUGAUUCUCCAGAGCUUGUCUACAUGAUUACUUGGGCGAGAAUUUCGCCGAUUCAAGCAUUAGCUUAUUUCUCCCGACAGUUUCCUCAUCACCCAAUAUCAGCGCAAUAUGCUGUGAGAGUCCUUGAUAGUUAUCCAGCUGAUGCUGUAUUAUUUUAUAUUCCACAAUUGGUUCAGGCUGUUCGUCAUGACUCAAUGGGCUACGUCAUCGAAUUUAUCAAGGCAAUUGCCAAGAGAUCUCAAGUCGUGGCUCAUCAGCUGAUUUGGAAUAUGCACGUCAAUAUGUAUAGAGAUGAGGACAAGCAGAUAAAAGAUCCAGAUCUCUUCGACACUCUUGAUGCACUUGUUAAAGCAAUUCUCUCGUCACUCUCUGGACCAGCGAAACAGUUUUAUGAAAGAGAAUUCGACUUCUUUGAAAAAAUAACAAACAUCUCGGGGGAGAUACGACCGUUUCCCAAGGGCCCUGAAAGAAGGGAUGCGUGUCUCAAGGCAUUACGGAAUAUUACGGUGCAACCUGGAUGUUAUCUACCAUCAAACCCUGAGGCUAUGGUCAUUGAUAUUGAUUAUAACAGUGGAAGACCCUUGCAGAGCGCUGCUAAAGCGCCUUUCUUGGCUAGAUUCAAGGUGCAGAAAUAUGGAAUCAAAGAAUUGGAGAAUAUUGCCAUGGCAGUGUCUGCCAAUGGUAAAGUUGAGACCAAGUGUGCUGGACAAGAAGUUUGGCAGGCGGCAAUUUUCAAAGUUGGAGAUGAUGUUAGACAGGAUAUGCUGGCCCUUCAAGUCAUUGGAAUAUUCAAGAAUAUUUUUCAAAAAGUCGGACUGAAUCUUUUCCUGUUUCCCUAUAGAGUUGUCGCCACUGCACCCGGGUGUGGCGUAAUUGAAUGCGUGCCAAACGCAGAAUCUCGCGAUCAAUUGGGUCGUCAAACAGACUUUGGCAUGUACGAAUACUUUUUAGCGAAGUAUGGAGAUGAAACGAGUAAAGAAUUCCAAACCGCUCGGCGUAAUUUCGUCAAGUCCAUGGCUGCAUACAGUGUUAUCACGUAUCUCUUACAAAUAAAAGAUCGUCACAACGGCAACAUUAUGCUUGAUGAUGAGGGACACAUUAUUCACAUUGACUUUGGAUUUAUGUUCGAGAGUUCUCCUGGUGGUAAUCUUGGAUUCGAACCUGACAUCAAACUCACUGAUGAGAUGGUACUGGUUAUGGGUGGGAAAAUGGAAGCUGCACCAUUCAGAUGGUUUAUGGAAUUGUGUGUGCAGGCAUUCCUCGCUGUCAGACCCUAUCAGGAAGCCAUUAUUUCUCUAGUCUCGUUGAUGCUGGACACAGGCUUGCCAUGUUUCCGUGGCCAAACCAUCAAAUUAUUACGCAGUCGUUUUGCACCGAUGGCUAAUGAUCGUGAGGCUGCUGCAUUUAUGCUGAAUGUUAUUCGUAACAGCUUCCUGAAUUUCCGUACCAAAACAUACGAUAUGAUACAGUAUUAUCAGAAUCAAAUUCCUUAUUAAUUAUUGACUGGGUCUGUUGAAUUGGUGCCAAUGUGUCAUAUACAAUUAUUAUCUUCUGUUUGUAAAUAUUUAAAUUGUUAGCUAAUGACGUUAAUCAUUUCUGACCUGGUUUAAUGAGGAAAAAUUGAAAAAGAUUACUAAAGACACUUGUGAAAUCAUUGUUAUAUACUUUUGGGAAUUAUCGACGAAUACCUCUAACUGCUACAAAUUUUUUUUGACUCCGGGCCUUGUAUUAUUGCUAUUGUGCACUGUAAUACAUUCCAUUUUGUUUAUAUGUAAUAAUUGUAUUCAAUGAGAGAUAUAUAUUUAUUGAACUGUUGAUGAUCACGUUAUGAGAAUAUAAUAAAAAAAUUAUGUACUUAAAAAGUUAGAA